Antrostomus carolinensis (chuck-will's-widow) is the source of this 1058-nucleotide messenger RNA. RefSeq lists its product as uncharacterized. The record is from RefSeq and is a predicted model, not a curated record. Lineage: Eukaryota; Metazoa; Chordata; Aves; Caprimulgiformes; Caprimulgidae.
CAUAUUCAACUAAGCUCAACAAGUUUCCUGUCUUUAAUUUUUAUGAUGACUUCAAGUAUCUGUGUAUCAGUGCUGUGAGUCCCAACACCACCAAGACCACCCUCAGUGGUCUCAGCAUGUGGAGAUACUAGUGCAUGACCGAAGGACUCAGAGAUUACAUGGACAUCACUAAGAUCCCGUCAGUGAAGCUCAGUGAAUUCCUGGAGGACUUUUACAUUGUAAAGAAAACAGGUGGGUCUGACUUUCUAGACACAUCCCUCCACACUAUCUGAUGAGGCCUGGACCGGAUCCUCAAGAAUGCUGGUGCUGGUUUCUCCAUCACCAGCAGCACCUUCAACUCUUCCACCAGAAAGCUCAAGGAGAAGCUUAAGGUUCUGAGCAAGCCUGGGAAACCUGGUGCCCACUCUCACAACAAUGUCUACUUCUCCCUUUCUGAUGAGGAAGAGAUGUGGAGGAUGGGAUGCCUGGGAGAUGACAGCCCCAUAGCCCUGCUCUCCACGGUGGUGAAUGACCACAGCCAGUACCUGAACAUGCGAACCUUACAGGAGUAUGCAGACUUAAUGUUGGGCAACAUUGAAUUGCUCAAAGACUCCCAGAACAGGCCGUUUUUUGCCAGAAGAGGUAGCGUACAGCAAGAAAGCAGGGUGAGCAUGAACAAAGCAUGUUAUGGCCAUAUCUACCAUGAGCACCCAAAAGGACACACGCUCUGCCCAUAAUGUCUUCUCUACAAGUACAUGUACACACGGCCCCAGGCACAGAUGGAGGCCAAGUGUCCCUUCUGCCCAGUGGCCCAGAAGGAGGGCAGCAGCAUGGGGAAUGUCUGGUAUGAGGAGCAGAGGAUGGGGGUCCUCACCCUCAGGAGUGUUGUUCCCAAGCUGGCGGAGAAAGUGAAGCUGGAGCACUGUGAAAAUCUUACUUUUGUCUCCUUCACUCAGGCUUCCAGGAAUUUUGUCCCUUUUAGCUCCUUCCAGUUAACCCUGCACUCUGUCUGCUCUCACCAGCCAGCAUCCCAAGAAAGUGCUUCACACAAUAGCUUUAGUGUCAUGUGGAGAAAAUAA